CCUGCUGCUACUGCUGCUAUUCCUGCUGCUCCUGCUGCUGCUGCUGCUCCUGCUGCUGCUCCUCCUGCUGCAGAGGCAGCCCCCUCUGUCUCCGCAGAGGCCUGCGCCGGGGCCCAGGCUGGGGACCCCGAGAGGAUCCUCUCGCUUCCAGGCCGCGACGACGACGCGAUGGCCCCGGCGAGCACCAUGAGCACGAGCAGCCGCGACGGCGCCGUGCUGCUGCGCAUGGAGCCGAGCGGGCCCGGCUCGGAGCCGCCCCUCACGGUGCACGCCCUGCUGGAGCGCGCCGCCCGCCGCCACGGGGAGCGCCUGGCGCUGGCCGCCAACGCCACGGACGGCGGCGACGGCGCCGCUCGCCGGCGCACGUUGUCCUGGGAGCGCUACUACCGCGAGUGUCGCCACGCCGCCAAGGCCUUCCUGCAGGUUGGCCUCGAGCGGUUCCACGGCGUGGGGAUCCUUGGCUUCAACUCAGUCGAGUGGUUCGUGGCAAACAUCGGCGCCAUCUUGGCUGGCGGGCUGGCGGUGGGCAUCUACACGACCAACUCAGCGGAGACGUGCCAGUACGUGGCGAGCGAUUGCCAGGCCAACGUCAUCGUGGUGGACAACGGCAAACAGCUGCAGAAGAUCCUGCAGAUCAGACCUCAGCUGCCGCACCUGAAGGCGAUCGUGGUGUACCGGGACACCGUCCCGGAAGGCUCCCAUGGCGUGUACAACUGGCUGGACUUCAUGAAGCUGGGGGACGAGGUGUCGGACGAGCGGCUGGACGCGGUGAUUGCGGAGCAGCGUGCGAACCAGUGCUGCUCGCUCAUCUUCACAUCGGGCACCACGGGGCCUCCCAAGGGGGUCAUGCUGAGCCACGACAACCUCACGUGGACGUCGCGCGUGGCGAGCGAAAUGACGGGCUUCACGCCGGACGACGUCACGGUGAGCUACCUGCCGCUGAGCCACGUGGCGGCACAGAUGCUGGACCUGUGGGUGCCCAUGCAGCAGGGUGGCGCCGUCUACUUCGCACAGCCUGACGCGCUCAAGGGCUCGCUGGUGGCCACGCUGAAGGAGGUGCAGCCCACGGUGUUCCUGGGCGUGCCGCGCGUCUGGGAGAAGAUGAUGGAGGCGAUGCGCGCCACGGGGGCGCAGGCCGGAGUCGUCAGGCGCGCCAUCUCCGCCUGGGCCCGCGGCAUCGGCCUGGAGGCCAACCGCAACGCCAUGAAGGGCGAGGGCUCGUCGCCUUGGGGCUACGGGCUGGCGAGCGCGCUGGUGUUCCGCAGGGUGCGCGCGGCGCUGGGGCUGGGGCGCUGCGGGCGGCUCUAUGUGGGCGCGGCGCCGGCCUCGCGGGAGACCCUCGAGUUCUUCCUCAGCCUCGACAUGGCCGUGCUCGAGCUGUACGGCAUGAGCGAGAGCUCGGGGCCCCACACGAUCUCCACGGCGACAGCCUGCCGCCUCACCAGCUGCGGCAAGUCAAUGUUCGGCUGCCGCACGCGGCUCGCCUUGCCGGACGCGGAGGGGUGCGGCGAGCUCUGCUUCUGGGGGCGGAACGUCUUCAUGGGCUACCUGGGCCUUGAGGCGAUGACGCACGACGCCCUGGACCCCGAAGGCUGGCUCCACUCGGGUGACCUGGGCCGGAUCGACGAGGAAGGCUUCGUCUUCAUCACCGGCCGCCUCAAAGAGCUCAUCAUCACGGCGGGUGGCGAGAACGUGGCGCCCGUGCCCAUUGAGGAUGCGGUGAAGGAGGCGCUGCCGAUCGUCUCCUUCGCCAUGGUGAUCGGAGAUAAGCGAAAGUUCCUCUCCAUGCUGCUCACGCUCAAGUGCUCGGCGGACCCCGACACGGGAGAGCCGGGGGACCAGCUGAGCCCCGAGGCCGUGCGGUUCUGCCGCUCGGCGGGGAGCAGCGCCACCCUCGCCUCGCAGGUGGCACCCGAGCUGGGUGGCCGUGGCAGUGCCGGUGACGCGGCAGUGCUGGCCGCCAUCCAGCAGGGGAUAGAGCGUGUCAACCGCGCCGCCAUCUCCAACGCCCAGCGCGUGCAGAAGUGGGCCGUCAUCCCUCACGACUUCACUGUCUCCGGGGGGGAACUCGGCCCCACCAUGAAGCUCAAGCGGCCGGUGGUGCUGAGGCUCUACCAGGAGGUGGUGGACGCAUUCUACGCGGAGGCCACAUAGGUGGCCACGGGACAGCGGCAGGCGACUAGCGUGCCCCCCUCCGCUGCUGGAUGGCGCCCUCCCAGCGUGUCUCCUCUCUCUCUCUCCCCUCAACGUGGGGGAGGGAGGGGGGGGGGGCUGGGAAUCUUCACCUCCCCCGGCCCCCGGCACGAGCGUCAACGUGCUCCAGACACCGUUCGCGAGUUCGCACAGAAAACCAAAGAACCGCUCUCAAACCAAAACUUUAUUCACCCAAGUGACCUCCCCCCUUCUCCUCCUCCUCCCCCCCCUCCUCCUGCUCCAACACCGCUUUUCCAUUGGCACCAUCCGAGCCGAGCCGGAGCCAAACCGCAAUACUCCAUCAGUCUGUGUUGGGGGACAAGCAGGGCCAGGGGGCAGGGAUAGCGACGCGUUGGCCGUGCGGGCGACGCGGUGAGCGCACCGUCACGGCGUCACCGCGGUACCGACCGCGUCACGGGCGCGCGUCUCGUUCGCCGCGCGCCCGUGCCGUCUGCGGCAUGGCACGGCCCGGCACGGCCCGGCACGGCCCGGCACGGCCCGGCACGGUUUCUUGCGUUGGUUAAACAACGCCGGCUCCACCUGAGCAGCGCCGGCUCGGAUGCGCGGGGGGAAGAUGCUGCGUUAGGGGAAGCCUCGCCAGGGCCGCUUGGUGCUAAGCGACGUUUCUCGUCGCUAGGGGAGGGCGGCAGUCGUGGCUCUUGUCCGGGAAUGUUUUGUCAUUUCGUUGUUGUUACAAAGCGCUCGUGCCACGACUGCGGAGAGUCUCGCCUAGAGGGGGUCGGCGGAUCGCGUCCGGGAUGGGGUAAGAAAGCGAAAGGCGCGGCCCCACGGCGGAAUGUCGCCCGUGCCACUGCUGGCCGGAAAGGGGGCCCCUCCGCUCGAGGGAGAACCCCUCCUGACCAGAGGGUUGUUCUUGGCCUACUCCUCCACGCUGGCCGGCACGUCUCGGGGGAGUCGCCCAUGCUUUCGUCCACCGCGUGCGCGACCCGCCGAUCGACUCGAGCGCGGUGAAGCCGUAUCCACCGCUGGGUGGACAGCGCUGGAAGCUCAGGAUGCACCUUCGGUUCACAAUCAAAGCUGAAAUUGUAUUGGUCAGGCUCAACUUAUAGUCGGGGUCAUAUUAUAGUCGGGGUCAACUUAUAGUCGGGGUCAUAUUAUAGUCGGGGUCAACUUAUAGUCGGGGUCAACUUAUAGUCGGGGUCAUUAUAGUCAGGGUCAUAUUAUAGUCGAGGUCAGCUCAUGGUCACGGUGAACUUUCGCAAUUCCAUUUUUUAGGUUCCUGGGUGAGGAUUGAUAAUUCCUCGGGGUUUGCGGGAGCAUAACCAAGACAAAGAUCCCCCGUGUAGCCUUUACAGACUCGUGGGGCAAUUAGUCCAGAACGGCACCAGAGAGGGGUGGUUGGGCAGCACCACGCGUGGGGCCGCCUUCAGUGGUGAUGUUGUUUACUUCACACUGCUCCAGGUACUUAUUUGAGGCUGAAUCAACCUAGGGGAAGCCCAGGACCGCUUCAAGUGUGCACCAACGUUACCGGCCGUAGAGUCUUGAGGUGUUGCCCGGCGAGUCUGCGGCGAGUCUGCGGUGAGUCGACGCGGUCCGCCGUUAACCUCGUCGCCAAAGAUUGGACCGUGUCGCUCUUCCUUGCCUCCAAAUUAUAUCGGCGGCGGCGGCGGCGGCGGUGGCGACUGUGUUUGGCGGUGGACAAACGCGAUCACCGCGUCGCUACCAACGCCGCGUGUGUGCGCGUUGCCUUCAAAAUUAAAAAAUUACGUUUUCGGGCUA
Messenger RNA from Petromyzon marinus (sea lamprey), 3933 nucleotides. RefSeq names its product long-chain-fatty-acid--CoA ligase ACSBG2-like. Gene Ontology annotation, cellular component: endoplasmic reticulum; membrane. The record is from RefSeq and is a predicted model, not a curated record. Lineage: Eukaryota; Metazoa; Chordata; Hyperoartia; Petromyzontiformes; Petromyzontidae. Gene Ontology annotation, molecular function: long-chain fatty acid-CoA ligase activity.